AUGGUUAUGCAUAUGCUAAUUGCUUUUCAAUUAAUUAACAACGAAUCAUUCGAUUUGGCUAAGAUCGUUACGGCCAUAAAUUUCCUCUCUUUGGUCGAAGCUUUAAUGAUCAUGCCGACCACACUUCUUUGUUCGGCCAUCAUUCGUUCGGAAUUCGGAAUAAAUGACGAGUGUGUGGAAAUGGAAAUUGGUGAUGCUUGUAGUGAUAUUAUUGCAAUGAAAACAACCACAAAACAAAAAUCUGAAGCAAAAUGUGAUAAAAAAAUCAAAGAAAAUAUCGUCGAUGGAGGAUUAUUACUUGAUAAGUCGCAUAGCUCUGCUGAAGCAUUGUUUUCAUUUGAUGAAGAUCAACCAGAAAGUGAUGACGAUGAAGAUUUGGGUAAAUCUAAAGGAAUAUAUUUUAAUGAAUUAGCGUCUGAGGCCGAAUCAGAUGAUUCAGGCAAUGGUGAUGCUAAAGAAUUAGCUAGUGGAAUAAGGUGUUCUGGGAAUUCAGCGAUACACUCCGCUGCAUUAUAUUCCACAAGGAGCAGUGAAGGAAAAGCAAAUGUGGAAACAGGUAUAGGUGCUCUUGCAUAUGGGACUUCUUUACCAAUAACUAUUCCUAAGGGAUGCUUUUGGCCACCACGUGAAGCUCGCGAUAGUUAUGAUAGUAAAGCACGUGGUUCGGAUGAAGAGAACGCUAGUCGUAAAGUGAAGACAAUAUUGCCACAGCGUACUGAAAAAGAUCUCUAUGAAGAAAUGCGUGCACAAUCUCGUUCAAUACAAGCUCCGGAUGAUCCUGAGCGUUUAUUUGGUGAGCGUCCACGUCGUCGACGACAUAAAACACGAGAAGAUGAUGUAAGUGGUGAUUCCGCUAAUUUACUGCCACAUCAUGAGAACGCUGUAGUUGUCUUUGCUUCUGUUACCGAUUCCAAAUAG
This is a messenger RNA of Dracunculus medinensis (Guinea worm), 918 nucleotides long. The record is from the annotation of a GenBank genome assembly. NCBI's taxonomy places the organism in Eukaryota, Metazoa, Nematoda, Chromadorea, Rhabditida, Dracunculidae.